GAUAUUGUACUCACGUCCAUUACUACACGGACAGGACUUUCUUCUCUUCUCUAUUCCACCAGUGACGAUCUAUUCCACCUCCACUAGAUGGCGCUCCAGGAUAAUAAUUACCUGCCAGGAACAAACAUGUCGGCUCCUAUAUAAUUUACUACGUUCUUACCCUAAGAUAACAUGGCCUCCAGGGCCCUCACAGUCUUCUGGAGACCUAACCGGAUAUCCGGUAUGGCGGUGCCCACGUGACGCGGCGUGCUCUGGCUGCAGGAUAUGGCGGUGGACGUGAGGUUGCCUGUUGCUCGGAAACGAGUGACUGAGGGUCUGGAGGCGGCGGAGAAGAGCUGGAACCUCGUGUCUCCCGGGGACACCAUAACCACGGACACCGGCUUCAUGAGAGGACAUGGGACGUACAUGGAGGACGACAAACUGCUGGCGUCUGUGGCCGGUGUGGUGGAGAGAGUCAACAAGCUGAUCUGUGUCCGAGCCUUGAAAACAAGAUACAACGGAGAAGUAGGUGACAUUAUCGUGGGAAGAAUAACCGGUGGAAAGUGGACACUAACUCGCGUCUGGACUCGGUGCUGUUGCUGUCCUCAGUUAAUCUUCCUGGCGGGGAGCUGAGGAGGAGGUCGGCUGAGGAUGAACUUGCCAUGAGGAGCUACCUGCAGGAAGGCGACCUGAUCAGUGCGGAGGUGCAGGCGGUGUACUCUGACGGAGCGCUGUCCCUCCACACGCGCAGUCUGAAGUAUGGCAAGCUCGGACAGGGCAGCCUGGUGCAGGUGUCGCCAUCGCUAAUAAAGAGGCGCAAGACCCACUUCCAUAACCUGCCCUGCGGGGCGUCUGUCAUCCUGGGCAACAACGGCUUCAUCUGGCUCUUCCCAACCCCGGAGCAGACGGAGGAGGAGGCCGGGGGCUUCAUUACUAAUCUGGAGCCGAUCGCGCUCGCGGAUCGGGAAGUGAUCUCGCGUCUGAGGAACUGCAUCCUGGCGCUGUCCUCCCAGAAGAUGUUACUGUACGACACCAGCAUCCUGUACUGCUAUGAGGCGUCUCUGCCCCACCAGAUUAAGGAUCUCCUAAAGUCAGAGGUGAUAGAAGACAUUGUGCUGGAGACCAGACAUCGGCUGGUGGAGCAGGAGGGUUAGUGAAGCACCUGACCGGAGCCUCAACAUCUGGGCAACCCCAAAUUCUGCAAUGUUACUACAUAUCCACUGCGGGGCACUGUGCUCAUGGCUCCACAUCUUCCCUCCGGUCCAGAGACUUAUACAGACUUAUAAACUUAGACUUUCCUCAAUUCAUAUACAAAUCUGUUUGCAGCCGGAGCGGCAGUCACAAUGGGGCGUUCCAGGGUGAUAGAGGGGCCCGAGCUCAGUCAACAUUCGGCUCAAUGAUUGGAUUUAUAUUUUCAUGCAAAAAGCUGCUAGAAUGUGAGUCCUGCUCCCAUCCCUAAAACUGACUGACAGCUCUGGAUUGUGUAUACACAUAGACCUGUCAAUCACUGUGUGUGGAGGGGGGGGGGGGG
Molecule: messenger RNA, 1510 nt
Organism: Hyla sarda
Lineage: Eukaryota; Metazoa; Chordata; Amphibia; Anura; Hylidae
Gene: EXOSC2
Product: exosome component 2
Biological process (GO): nuclear polyadenylation-dependent rRNA catabolic process; TRAMP-dependent tRNA surveillance pathway; CUT catabolic process
Cellular component (GO): cytoplasmic exosome (RNase complex); nuclear exosome (RNase complex)
Molecular function (GO): RNA binding
Source: RefSeq, a predicted model, not a curated record